GUUUCGAUCGUUUUUGGGUUUUUAAAGAAUGUCGAAAUCAGCAGAGGAAGAGCACCCGCGAAAGGCCUUUGGCUGGGCAGCCAGAGAUCCUUCUGGAGUCCUCUCUCCAUUUAAAUUCUCCCGGAGAGCAACGGAAGAUGACGACGUGACCUUCAAAGUGCUCUACUGUGGGAUCUGCCACUCCGACCUUCACUGCGUUAAGAACGAAUGGGGAAUUUCUACCUAUCCUCUGGUUCCCGGGCACGAGAUCGUCGGCGUGGUGACGGAAGUAGGGAGCAAGGUAACGAAAUACAAAGUUGGCGACAAAGUGGGGGUUGGGUGCAUGGUUGGAGCUUGUCACUCCUGCGAUAGCUGCAAGAACGAUCUUGAGAAUUACUGUCCCAACAUGAUUCAAACCUAUAACUCGACUAACUUCGAUGGUACUAAGACCUACGGUGGCUACUCCGACUUCAUGGUCGCCAGCGAGCGCUACAUCAUACGGAUGGCUGAGAACAUACCGCUCGACGCCAGUGCGCCGCUGUUGUGUGCCGGCAUCACUGUCUACAGCCCCAUGAAAUAUUACGGACUCUGCUCCCCGGGCAUGCACUUGGGUGUAGUAGGUCUUGGUGGGCUUGGCCAUGUGGCUGUCAAAUUCGGCAAAGCACUUGGAAUGAAGAUCACUGUCAUCAGCACCAGUACUGGCAAGAAGCAGGAAGCUCUCGAACGUCUCGGUGCCGAUGCCUUCUUGGUUAGUCGUGACCAGGAACAGAUGCAGGCUGCCACAGGUACAAUGGAUGGUAUCAUCGACACAGUCUCUGCUGAACACCCUCUCUUGCCAUUGAUAAAUCUACUUAAGACAAAUGGGAAGCUCGUUAUGGUGGGUGCACCGGAGCACCCACUCCAGCUGCCAGUCUUCCCUCUGCUCAUGGGGAGGAAGAUGGUAGCAGGAAGCGGCAUUGGAGGAAUGAAGGAGACGCAGGAGAUGAUCGAUUUUGCUGCAAAACAUAACAUAACUGCAGACAUUGAUCUCAUUCCGGUGGACUACCUCAACACUGCCAUGGAACGACUUGUCAAGGCCGAUGUGAAGUACCGAUUCGUUCUCGAUAUUGGAAACACCUUGACCCCUGCUUAGGCUUAGAGCCAAUUGCCUUUAAUUCACCAGGGUUUAAA
Molecule: messenger RNA, 1149 nt
Organism: Telopea speciosissima
Lineage: Eukaryota; Viridiplantae; Streptophyta; Magnoliopsida; Proteales; Proteaceae
Product: probable mannitol dehydrogenase
Exons: 5
Coding region: 29-1111 (360 amino acids)
Biological process (GO): lignin biosynthetic process
Molecular function (GO): zinc ion binding; cinnamyl-alcohol dehydrogenase activity
Source: RefSeq, a predicted model, not a curated record